Molecule: messenger RNA, 933 nt
Organism: Abrus precatorius (Indian licorice)
Lineage: Eukaryota; Viridiplantae; Streptophyta; Magnoliopsida; Fabales; Fabaceae
Product: probable glycosyltransferase At5g03795
Exons: 1
Coding region: 112-933 (273 amino acids)
Molecular function (GO): glycosyltransferase activity
Source: RefSeq, a predicted model, not a curated record
AGCAACGUUUACGUAGUUUUACUAUUACUAUUGUUACGCUCCUCCUCGGUUGUGGUAUCACAAGCACAAUACAAUUCCUCACCCACCACAGUGGUCCUCAAUUAUCAGAAAAUGGUUAAGAGUUUGAAAGUAUUCAUGUACAAACCAGAAGAGGCUGAAUUCAAGUUGGCGACCAAGGUGGAGUCACUGUUCUAUUCAUUACUCCAGAACAGCACCUACAUCACCCAGGAUCCCGAGGAAGCACACCUUUUUUUCGUCCCUUUUUCCCCUAAUAUCUCCAGGCGCGCCCUCGCGCGUUUCAUCGCACGCGUCCGCACCGAAUUUCCCUACUGGAACCGCGCCCUCGGCUCCGACCACUUCUACCUCUCCUGCGCCGGAAUCCCCCCUGAAUCCGACAGAAACCUCGUCGAGCUGAAGAAAAACGCCAUUCAAAUCUCGUGUUUCCCCACGCGACACGACAAGUUCGUUCCACACAAGGACGUCACGCUACCCCCGCUCCCCGAACCCCACUCACGGAUGAGGCGAGUACGUGCAACCACUUUGGUCAACGACACUGAAGCACAUGCGGGGAGAUUGGAUGGGGGAGGCGAGUUUUGCGUGGGGGAAUCCGGCAACGACGCGUCGUGGAUAGGGGAAGCGUUGCGUUUAGGUUGCGUCCCUGUGGUGGUUACGGAGGGACCGGUCAACGACAUGCCGUUUAUGGAUGUGCUGAGGUGGGGGGACAUAGCAGUGUUUGUGAGAAGCGGGGAAGGAGUGACGCGUGUGUUGGGUGACACGUGGAGGGUACGUCACGAGCGUAUAAAAGGAUUGGGUGUGGUGGCGAGUAAGCACUUUCAGUGGAACCACCCUCCUUUGCCGUUCGAUGCGUUUAACACUAUCAUGUAUCAGUUGUGGCUCAGACGCCAUACCGUCCGAUACGCAACCAUGCAAUGA